AUGGAGGUUGUUCCCUUGCCUUAUUCUCCAGAUCAGUCGACCAUCUCUCCUUACAAACAAAUCCGACGAAACCCCAAGAGAAACAUCCAGACUACCGCUCCCCGGUCUUCUGAAAACUUUUUACCUGCAAAUCUAAUCUUCAACCACCAGGGUGGAGGAGGUCUGUUUUUGAGAUCUCCGCCGUAUCUGUCUUCGGCGCUUUCGUUUUCUGUCUCGAAUGCACAGAAACAGAAACAACCACAGCCACCUCUCCUUCCACUCCCAAUCAACAAAAAACCUUGCUCAGGAAACAGAGGCCUCUCUUGCUCUCCGACUAACAGGAAGACCAACAAGAACAGAGACCAAGAUCUGACACCAAAGAAACCGAAGCCUUCAUCAGGAAGUACUCCAAAGAAGCAGCAGGAUUCCAAAUCGGUGCCGACGGAAUGUUUAAUAAUCACGUCAACCGAUCGGAUGGGACCGGAGCCCAGUGAUAUUCCGGAGGAAAUCUUGAGGGUUAUGAAACCGCCAUCAGUGGAGGAGAAGUUUUCAGGAUCAGUUUUCUAUCUGUCUCCUCCUCCUAGUAGCUUGCCUUUACCCAAGUUCUCCCUCAGGCCCAAGCUCAGCUGCAAUGCCCAAGCCGGAGGGUUUGAUACUGGGGCGACUGAUAAUCUCCGGCGACUUCUGCGGCUCCAGUGA
Messenger RNA from Telopea speciosissima, 678 nucleotides. RefSeq lists its product as uncharacterized. Lineage: Eukaryota; Viridiplantae; Streptophyta; Magnoliopsida; Proteales; Proteaceae. The transcript has a single exon. Bases 1 to 678 code for a protein of 225 amino acids. The record is from RefSeq and is a predicted model, not a curated record.